AUGGACUACGAUAUGAAAGACUAUGAUAUGAAAGACUACGAUAUGAAAGACUACGAUAUGAAAGACUACGAUAUGAAAGACUAUGAUAUGAAAGACUACGAUAUGAAAGACUAUGAUAUGAAAGACUACGAUAUGAAAGACUACGAUAUGAAAGACUACGAUAUGAAAGACUACGAUAUGAAAGACUAUGAUAUGAAAGACUACGAUAUGAAAGACUACGAUAUGAAAGACUAUGAUAUGAAAGACUACGAUAUGAAAGACUACGAUAUGAAAGACUAUGAUAUGAAAGACUACAAUAUGAAAGACUACGAUAUGAAAGACUACGAUAUGAAAGACUACGAUAUGAAAGACUACGAUAUGAAAGAUUACAAUAUGAAAGACUACGAAAUGAAAGACUACGAUAAGAAAGACGCACUUUCCAAACAUUAUUCUACCUAA
Molecule: messenger RNA, 438 nt
Organism: Candidula unifasciata
Lineage: Eukaryota; Metazoa; Mollusca; Gastropoda; Stylommatophora; Geomitridae
Source: the annotation of a GenBank genome assembly